AUGAAUCAUAAUUUAAAUGAAACUGUUGAUAAAUUAACAAAAGAAAAUGAUCAAUUGUUAACAAAUGUUAAUACUUUGUUGAAUGAAAAAGAAGAACAAUAUAAACAAUUAACUGAAGUUGAUGAACGUUUAAAUGGCCAAACAAUAUUAAAUGAACACUUAUCAAGAAAAUUAAAUAAAAAUGAACAGAGAUUUGUCAAACUGGAAAUGGAUUUUCAAGAAGAGAAACUCACGAAUAAACAAUUAGUUGAAAAUGUUCAGAAUUUAAAAAAUGAAAUGGAUAACAAGGACAAAAAGAUUAUAGAAAUUCGUGCUCAAGUGAACGCUUUGAUUUUGCAUAUUAGCUGUGGAGACAAACUAAAACAGGAGGCUAAUGAAGAUGAACUGAAACAAAGUAAAAUAAUUAUAAAAAAAACACGUGAUACACGUCGUAAAUUAAAAAAAAUAUGUACUCAAUUUUUGUAUUUUAUUUCGAUUAUUUAA
Molecule: messenger RNA, 483 nt
Organism: Adineta steineri
Lineage: Eukaryota; Metazoa; Rotifera; Eurotatoria; Adinetida; Adinetidae
Source: the annotation of a GenBank genome assembly